UCGAAUGUCAUGUGCUUUCUCUUCCCUCAGAAAGUUUUUACUCUGUCUGCAGUCUGCCUGGUCCUGUCUGAAGUGUCUCCAUAGUAACUCAGCAGCAGGUCUCCAUAGCAACCCGUAGAGUAAGUAGCGGGUCUGGUGCCUCAGUACAUAAUUGACAGUGUACAGUGUCAGCCGCUCUUUACUACAACACAAACACGGGGUCUCGCAGUCGCUUUUGACUUUAUGGAGUCUCUGGCUGAUGCGCGCCGCCGCCUACAGGAUGCCGGACAGGAAGAGCUGCUGCGGUUCUGGGGAGAGCUCGGUCCAGAGGAACAACAGAGACUGCUGGGGGACCUGGCAUUGCUGGAGCCCGAGGAGCUGAAGGAGCACUGUCACCGGGCCCUGGAAGCCUACACCCGGGAGACCAGCUCAGCACCGAGCCUAGAAUUAAACAUGAGACCCGUGCCGCCUGAACGCCUGGGUAGCGUGAGCACAAGCUGCCCCCAGAAACUGAAGAGCUGGGAAGCUGAAGGAUUGCAUCAGAUCUCACAGAACAAGGUGGCUGUCCUGUUGCUAGCAGGCGGCCAGGGAACUCGCUUGGGAGUGACAUACCCUAAAGGCAUGUACAGUGUGGGGCUGCCAAGUGGGAAAACAUUGUACCAGCUUCAGGCAGAGAGGAUCCUUCGGGUUCAGCAUCUGGCUGGUGAGAAAUAUGGAACCAAAUGCACAGUGCCAUGGUACAUAAUGACAAGCGAGUUCACACUGAAUCCCACAAAGAAGUUCUUUGAAGAGCACAACUACUUUGGUCUGGAGAAGUCUGAUGUGAUAAUGUUUGAGCAGAGGAUGCUUCCAGUUGUCGGGUUUAAUGGAAAAGCCAUCUUGGAGCGCAAAGAUAAAGUGGCAAUGGCACCAGAUGGGAAUGGUGGCCUGUACCAAGCGCUAUCUGACAAUAAGAUCUUGGAGGACAUGGAGAGCCGAGGUGUCUCAUACAUCCAUGUGUAUUGCGUGGACAAUCUGGUCAAGAUGGCUGACCCUGUUUUUGUCGGAUUUUGUGUAUCGAAAGGCGCAGACUGCGGAGCUAAGGCAUAUCCAGCCGAGCCUGUGGGGGUGGUGUGCCAAGUGGAUGGCAUUUACCAGGUGGUAGAGUACAGCGAGAUCAGUCCCGACACUGCAGAGAAACGUAAUCCUGAUGGGAGUCUCACCUACAAUGCCGGAAACAACUGCAAUCAUUUCUUUACCCUGCAGUUUCUUAAGUCUGUGACAGUGGGUGAGAGAACACAGUCUGACCUAUCACAUUGCAAUAGAAGAAGGUCCCCCUAUGUGGAUGAAGAAGGUAACCUGGUCAAAACCCAUGAAACGAAUGGUAUCAUGGAGAAGUUUGUGUUUGACGUCUUUCAGUUUGCAAAGAAUUUUGUGGCAUUUGAGGUCUUAAGAGAUGAAGAAUUCUCCCCAUUGAAAAAUGCAGCCACUGCUGACAAAGACACAGCAACAACCGCAAGACGGUCCCUUCUCUGGCAGCAUUACCGCUGGGCUCAGAAGUUGGGCGCGCAGUUUCUAGAUGCACACGGCUGCAAAAUAAGCAUUUCUGAAUUGAAAGACCCACCAGCUAUAUGUGAGAUUUCUCCUUUAGUAUCCUAUUUUGGAGAGGGUUUGGAAGGUUAUCUAAAAAACAAGCUUAUCAGCUCCCCCUUUAUACUGGACGUGCAGAAGGCCAAAGUAUGAACCAACCAAGACAAGGAGGGUUAAGCUGUUCACAUUGUGAUGGGUUCAAUAGACUUUUACUUUGAAGGACUAUGAUGUGUAGCAUUCACUCCAGAAAUUGCCCAAAGAUGUUCCUAUAAAUAUGUGAAGUUGCAUUAUCUGCACACAACGUAUCUUUACCUUUUUGUACAAAAUUUUGCACUUUUACCUUUCCUCCAAGCCAUAAAGCCGUUUGUCUUAUAACCGUUUUAAAUGGAAUGUUAAAUUACUUAAAACAUGUUGGCAAUUUACGCAAAGUGAAAAAAUAAUUUGUCUUUAGAACUAUAAACCAUAAUCAUAAUCUGCAGAUACUUCCAAUGAUUAAAAAAGCAUUUGUUUGCAAUAUUUUUGAUAGGAACCAAAAACUGUAUUUAUUUUCUGUACCCUCAUGGUUGAUGGAUUUAAUCACACCAGCAGCAAAAACCUAUUAUUCAUUAGAAAAGGCAAAAACGGAUCGUAAGCUAAGAAGGGACCAUUGGAUCCAAUGAUUUCACUAAACUAGGGCACAGGUGAGAUAAUCAGCUGAUUAGUUACCGUGGUUACUAACCUGCUAAUCUGUCCUUUUAGUGGGUCCUGAGAACUUGAAUUUAAUCAGAACCUUAAGCUAAAGGGUUGUAUAGUGAGCCAGUGUAUUAGGACAGACUUUCUAUUAUUUAUGCAGUUUGUGGCAGCAUUGUAUAAGGAUGUAUGGGAUUUAGAGCCAUUACUGUGCAUCAUAGUUACAUGUAAUGCCGGAUUUCCUCAUGCCAUGAAAUUAAUACAGAACAGUAGGAGCCUAAAAGAGCUGAUUUGUGCAAUUGUGCUUAUAUUACAGGCAUAUUAACCCUUUCUUGACAGGGUCAUAAUGUCUACAUCGGAACAACAUUCCAAUAUAGACAAAUUAUAAUCCUGCUAUCGUGCACCCGAUCGCGAGAUUUCAGUUAUGGGAUCGGGGCAGGGAAUCGUCCAUAUGACACUAGCAACGCCCUCCAGACCGCGAUCACAUCCAGGAAGCACCGUUGGCUUCAAGACAGCCAAACGGCUAUGACGUAUUUCGUCCUAAUGGCGCUAAAGCCCAGCGCUGUUUGGACGGAAUACAACGCCAAAACUACGCUAAAAGGUUAAACAGUGCAUCUUUAGUAAAAACAAACAUGUUAAAUCAAAGUAAAGAUAAAAAGAAAAAAAUUGUGAAAAAAAACACACAGAAGACAACUUACUUGUUUUCUUGCAAAAUGAGCACUUAGAAAUUCUCAUUGUAGCCACUGCUCUUAGGGAGAUAAGCGAGGAGACAGCUUUUGCAUAUAAUGUGCGUGAGCAAAACACUUAUUGAAUAGUAGACUAGCUCAAGUUACUCUAGAAGAUUUAUGACAUCAAGCUAGAUAACCUUUCCUGUAGAGAUCAGUCUCUUUGUAGGGCUGUGAGAGGAAGUAAUGGACACUGUGCAGUUAAAUAGUUAAAAAAAUAAAAGAUAAAAUGAUUUUUAAAUGUUGAAAAAUCCAUAUUGCAAUGAUUUCUAUUAGGUAUAACCCACUGCUUAGUGCUUUGUUUUAUUUCAACAAUGAAAUAGACGGAUUAAUAUCCCUUUUAAAUAGGUUUUGCUGUUUCCUGAUUCAUAUGCAUAUAGGAAAUAGUUUCCUAAAUUUGGGGCUAUACAAAUACAUAUAUAAUCCAAUUGAACUGUAUUUCUGCACAAACAGUCAAUAUAAAAAAAAGCCUUCACUUUUACACAAAGUAAUCUCAUAAAGGAUUAUAUUUAACCAAACAAAAAAAAAACAUAAAAUUACUGCAUGAUUACAACACAUUUAUGCUGCUGAUAUUUUCUGUAUAAUCUACGAAUAUUUCAUAAACCCGUUCAUUGGUUUCCGCUUUCUAAAGGUGUAAUAAAUAGGAAGAAUGAAAGAAAGUA
Molecule: messenger RNA, 3604 nt
Organism: Bombina bombina (fire-bellied toad)
Lineage: Eukaryota; Metazoa; Chordata; Amphibia; Anura; Bombinatoridae
Gene: UAP1L1
Product: UDP-N-acetylglucosamine pyrophosphorylase 1 like 1
Biological process (GO): UDP-N-acetylglucosamine biosynthetic process
Molecular function (GO): UDP-N-acetylglucosamine diphosphorylase activity
Source: RefSeq, a predicted model, not a curated record